Molecule: messenger RNA, 1642 nt
Organism: Botrytis cinerea B05.10
Lineage: Eukaryota; Fungi; Ascomycota; Leotiomycetes; Helotiales; Sclerotiniaceae
Gene: Bcap8
Product: Bcap8
Exons: 2
Coding region: 236-1405 (389 amino acids)
Biological process (GO): proteolysis
Molecular function (GO): aspartic-type endopeptidase activity
Source: RefSeq, a predicted model, not a curated record
GUGCAGACCCUAUGUAGUUAUUCAACGCAAUACAUGGUGAUAAUACGCCAUCAAAGCUUUCAUCGUUACCUUCCUUUCCGAGAUGGGGAGAGGGACCAGAUCGAGCAUCAGGUUCACGGGUCACCGAUGAGUCUUUGAGGUAUAAAUAAGUCAUUUCCAUCUUCCUCUAUCUCUUCAUCCACACAGCUUCAUCUUCUAUCUUGACUUGCCUCACCAGUUCUGUACUUCUUGCACCAUGUUGUUCACCAGCCUCCUUGCACUCGCCGGCGCCGCUGCCGUUACGGCAACACCAAUUGCCCAAGUCAAGUCGGCCGUUCUUCCGUUGGCCAAGCACUCCAACGUCACCUCCAUCAAGAACAUUGUUGACAAAGGACAUGCCCGCCUCAACAAGUACAAUGGUAUCACAACCACUGACAAGCGUGCAACUGCAGUCAGCUCUGGCGCAGUCACUAACGAGGAUGUCUCCUACGUUGCCCCAGUCGUAAUUGGAGGUGCUACAUGGUCCCUCAUCGUCGAUACUGGAUCCUCCAACACUUGGUGCGGUGCUCAAUCUUCUUGCGAGAAGACUUCAACCGGUGUAGCCUCCGGUGGUACCGUCUCCGUCUCCUACGGAAGUGGUUCAUUCUCCGGAAAAGAGUACACAGACACUGUUAGCUUCGGCGGUCUUACCGUAAAGGCUCAAUCUAUUGGUGCUGCAACCAGUGCUAGUGGAUUCUCUGGCGUGGAUGGAAUUCUCGGUGUCGGUCCAGUUGAUCUUACUCAAGGUACCGUCUCUGGCCUUAGUACCGUCCCAACCUUCUUGGACAACCUCAAGAGUCAAGGCUCCAUUACAAGUGAGGUCCUUGGUGUCUACUUCAAGCCAGAAUCUGGAAGCGAUGACAACGACACUAACGGCGAGCUUACCCUCGGUGGAGUUGACACCACCAAAUACACUGGUACUCUUACCUACUUCCCCAAGGCCACAUCUGGCGAUGCUUCAUACUACUGGGGUAUCUCCAUCGCUGGAUUCACUUACGGCUCUACAUCCCUUGCAACAUCCGCCUCUGGAAUCGUUGACACCGGAACCACUUUGAUCUACAUCCCAACCGCAGCUUACAACAAGUUCCUCACUGCCGCCGGCGGUAAGACCGACAGCUCAUCUGGUCUUGCUGUCUUCACCACCAAGCCAACAUCCAACUUUGGCAUCAAGUUCGGAAGCACCACCUACACCCUUACCCCAGCACAAUACUUGGUCCCAACUGCCCAGUACUCCGAAUUCGGUCUUAGCUCCGGCAAGUACUACGCCUGGAUCAACGAUGGAGGUGCCUCCGGUGUCAACACUAUCAUUGGACAGAAGUUCUUGGAGCAAUACUACUCCGUCUUUGACACCACCAACUCCCGCAUUGGUUUCGCUACUGCCGCAUAAAGCAGCAUAGCUUUGACUUGAAGAAUGUAGCUAGAUUCUGUCAUCUAGGUAGUAUAUAGCAAAUUUACAUUCAGUCAAUAGUACUUCGUUUUGAUAUUGAUCAUGUGAUGAGUGAUUUGAAUGAUUAGAAAGUUGAAAGCCUAUAAAGUUAGAAUGAUUAGAAUGAUUAGAAAGUCUAGAAAGUUCAAAAGAUUAUACAUCUCAAAGCCUGAAAGUUUAAAAGAUUAAAUGAUUAGA